GGAUUUCCAAACAAUCAAUCAAGGUAUCGCCGUGUAAUUUUGAUCGACUUGUAAGCGACAAAGGAAAUUUGAAUCUCUGUUUUCUGGGUUGGUGGACCGUUUUUGCGCCGAGAUCUAAGUCAUCUGGAUUGUAUUGGAAUCGUUUGGCUGUAUUUUCCUUCCCGUUUCGUUCUUCUUCGAAAAAUCGCAGCCUGAGGGGAAUAAGAAAGAUCGUAAGGAUUGUCUUGGCUAAACAGGCUUAUCAAUUUUCCUGUAAGCCUAUUGCAUCUUUUUGUGGACUUCAGAUCAACUAGAGGAAAUGAUUCCCAUCUACAGGUACAUGGACUCACAUCCAUUCCAGAAAAGUCGAACACCUUUCGCAUAUCAGUAUCCGAGCAUGGAAACUAUCCCAUCUUACUCGAUGAUGGAUCCAACUAAAUCAUGUAUGCCUCCUCAUGAUCCUGGGCAUAAUUGUUGGCAUUAUGGCUACCCAAUGUCGUCUUAUUCCUGCUGUAAUGGUGGCAAUUUCUUCCCUGGUUGUUACAAUUUUAGACCAUCGCAUCUUCCUCUUCCACCCCAUCAGCGUAUGCACUGCUAUGGUGGUUAUCCACCCUGCCCCGAACCGUAUUAUGUCCAAUAUGUUCCUUCCAUGUAUUAUAAUGUAGAGCAGCCCAGAUAUGAGUUUGACAAGAACACGAUGAGGAAUCACCACUGCUGUGGCUGUCCUAAUAGUUUGUGUGGGCAGAACCAGAAGGAUGAUAAAUGUGUGAAGAUUGAGGAGGAGAAACCGGACAAUCAAAGGAAGGGGUCUUUGGUUCCAUUUCAAUUAGGAAAUAGUCAGUCUCCAAUUGUGUGGAUUCCACCUGACUAUAUGGGGAGCGAAAAAGAGAGGGAGCUUUAUGAAACUGGAAACGUGAAGCCGGAGAAGGAACGUCAUGGUUUGAAUUUGACAGAGAAUUUGAAAUCUGUCGAUCAGGCUCCGAAGUCCUCUAGUGGUUGGCCUCUGUCUGAUUUGAGUCACCUUGGGUCGUUGUUGCCUGAUGCAGCAGGCAUGGGGGCCCAAAGUGUGCAAAAUAAGCAACAGGACGACAGAAAAAAAGAGUUUCCAUUUCCUGUGAUCUGGAUGCCUGCUUUUGGUAGAGAGGAGACUGCUAGAAAAGCUGAUGUUCAUAAUAUGGAUGCUCCUGCAAGACCUAGUGAUGAGCCUUCUAAUGCUGGGAAGUUAGUCCCAACGAAUAUCCAGAAAAAAGAUGAUGCUCCAAGUGAAGGCCCUGAAGUUGUGAAGACUGUAAAUCAGAUCAAUGUUCCUGAAAUGAACAUGAAUCACAAGACUGAAGAUGCCAAGAAAAAUAAAGAAAGGAGAUGCAUCCCAGUGGAGGCUGUAAAAGACAAUGAGGAAAGGGAAUUGCUUAGAAAUAAUGUGACAGGACGGUCUUCUUCAUCCUCACCAAAGAAAUCAAGAUUACCCCCUGUUUGUCUCAGAGUGGAUCCUCUUCCAAAGAGAAAAAAUGGCAAUAGCAGUUCAAGAAAAUCAACUGCCGUGAAGGAAAGUUCUCAAUUGGAUUCGAAGAUCAAUAAUGUUACUGGAGAGGCAAAUGGUGAGAAGAUCAUCAAGACAGUAGAGGUGAAAACCCAUGAGACCCCUGAUGGUAAUCAAGUGGACAAGGAGGGUGUCUCUAGCACUGGAGAGUCACUAAGCUUGCCAACGCAGCCUCGAUCUCAAGAGAAGUUUUUUGACAAGAACUGCGAGGAAGAAGAAGAAAGUCCUAGUAAAGAAGAUAGAGAGAAAGAUGAAACAAUGAGCAAAGCAUAUCCCGAGAAGGCAGUCGAUGAAGGGUUGGAGGUAAGUUCAGGGGACUUAGCUCAGGAAGAAGGGAAACACGGAAAACCUAACUUAUCAGAUGUUGAAGCUGCCGUGGUCAUUCAGUCAGCUUACCGUGGUUAUGAAGUUAGGAAGUGGGAACUUCUGAAAAAGAUGAAGCAACUUGCUGAAGUUCGUCAAAAGGUCAUUGAGGUUCAAAAUCAUGUGAAAGCUCUGGAAUUGGCUCCUCAAGAUGAGAAAGAAAGAAUGUUUGUUGGAGAAAUGAUAAUGCGACUGUUGUUAAAACUUGACACCAUACAGGGUCUGCAUCCAAGUAUAAGGGAGUUUCGGAAAUCUUUGGCAAAAGAACUUGUAGCUCUUCAGGAAAAACUUGACUGCAUGGUGAUUAACAAGCCUACAGAAGUAGUACCGGAAGCCUCCAUAGAAAAACCUACUGACCAUUUUGAUGUGGAGACCCAUGAUGACAAAAAGGAGCAGCAGCAGCAGAAAGAUGUAGUAUCGAUCAGUGACAUCUUUCCCAACGGGGUAAAUGAAAGCAACAGUCUUAUGGGAGAGUCACAUGGAGCUCAACCUCUUGGCGGAGGUGAUGAUAUCGCUGGCUCUGAAGGCAUGAACUCCCCCACGGACAAAGAGCUUAGGCAGACAGGGGAUGGACCUGGAGAGUUACAAGAAAUAGAUGAUCGGAACACCACCGUGUCUGAAGCAGAGCAACUUGCAAAACCAAGAGAACAUGAAUCUCAAAAUGAAGAUCCCUUUGAAUUGUCCCCUCAAAACUUCUCCAACCAGAUUGACGGCGAAGAAAUUAUGCCUUCGUUAAUGGGGGAUAAAAGAGCAGACGAAGCUGAAUCAGGAGCUGAGAUGGAACAGAAUGUGAAGGUAGUGAAUGAUGCAGAGAAAAAUGUAGCUGAAGUUCUUCAAAUGGACAUGAAAGAAGAAACUUUAGAUCAUUGCCAAUAUUUUUCAGAAGAUGGGCAUCCUGCAGGAGAUUCUUUGGAAGUUCAGGUUUUGAACCCCAAUUCUGAUGAUCAAGUGGAAGCAAUAGCAGGACAAACACCUGGAGCCCUUGAUGAGAUAACCAUUUCAACACCUUAUGAAAAUGGACAAACUGGGGACUGGUCGACUGCAGAUACGGAACUUCCUGAGGAUGACAAUCUAAAUAACGCCGAUGCCGACAAGCACAUUGAGAUGAGAAGAGAGGCAUCAGACGCUGAAGAGAAUGUACAUGAUUUAGCAGUCGACCUAGAUAGUGAUAGAACCCCUGCUGAGAAGCAAGGAGCACCUGAUGAAUCUGCAGUAUUGCCAGGGGAGCAAUCAAACUCUACUGAGGACCUGAACAUCCAAAACGAGCUGGUAACUGAUAAAGACGAACAACAGACAGCAGAUGAGGUGGAGAAAGUGCUGAAAGAUGUGCAACAUCAGCCCAUGCCAUCCAGUGAGUUGGACAACCAGGCUAGCCGAGCAUGUGAUGAAUCUGCAGAAUUGCUUGAGGAACUAUCAGAAUCCUUCCACGACGAGAACAUCCAAAACGAGACGGUAACUGAGAAAAAUAAAAUGGCAGAAGGCAUGCUACAAGACCCAUGUGUACUUGAUCCUAGGCAAUCCAGCAAGUUAGACAACCAGGCUAACGAGUUAUAUGCUCCUGGGGAAGCAACUUCUAUUGAGAUGGGUGAAGUGUCACUACCUGAGUCACCGAAUGCACGCCGGGAGACAAUGGAUAAGCAUGAUUUGUUAAGUGACAGAGAGAUGGACAAAAGACUGGUUGAUGAAAAUGAGAAAAUGAGAGAGAUGGUGGGGAAGUUGAUGGAGGCUGGCAAAGAACAGAUAGCCAUCAUAUCUAAACUGAGUGGAAGAGUGAAGGACUUGGAAAAAAGGCUGGCAAGGAAGAAGAAACAAAGGCGAGGAUGUGGCAUGUCUAUGUCAAGACAUCCUAUGUUGAAUGGUCGCAUAAAAGCUUGAAAGGCUCCACGAUCUGCAUUACUUCGUGAUAUCUCGUUUGUAAAGAGAAAAAAAAAAAAAAAAAAAAAAUCUCAAAUUCAAGUAAAUGGGAGAGAUGAAGUAUAUGUAUCUUUGUGAUGAGAUCCCUUAUUUUGUAAUAUUUCAUCUCGCUGUGAAUCUAUGUGAUACAAAAAUAAAAUGCAUCUCUCUUUUCGUUAAGAAAA
Benincasa hispida (wax gourd) is the source of this 3960-nucleotide messenger RNA. It is a transcript of the gene BAG6, whose product is annotated as BCL-2-associated athanogene 6. Gene Ontology annotation, biological process: protein folding. The record is from RefSeq and is a predicted model, not a curated record. NCBI's taxonomy places the organism in Eukaryota, Viridiplantae, Streptophyta, Magnoliopsida, Cucurbitales, Cucurbitaceae. Gene Ontology annotation, cellular component: plasmodesma. Gene Ontology annotation, molecular function: protein-folding chaperone binding.